AUGAAAACCGCCACUGUCAGGUACCACAAUGACUCCAAGAUGUUGGCCGUCGACCUCGUCAUCGGCGAUGCCCUGUACCAAGUGAAUGCAACCGUUGAUCUGAGUAGAUAUUUACCGGAGGAGGUCGCCAUUGGCUUCUCUGCGGCGACUGGCAUGUACGCCGAGCUGCACCAGAUACUCUCAUGGUCAUUCAAUUCCACUCUGCAGCUUGAAUCAAAGAAGGAAGCACCUCCUCUUCCAAUUCCAGCCAGCAGCAGCAACAAGCACAAAAAGUUGGUACCAAUCCUACUUUCCAGCCUAAUUCCUCUGCUUCUUUUGUUGGUCUGUGCGGCGGUGGUACUGGGAUGGCGGCGACAAAAGAAAAGAAGAACAAAUGAGUAUAGUAGUAGCGACUCCGAAGAACCGAGUGCCGACAGAGCUGGCCUUGAGAGAGGUGUGGCUGCCGGCGGCCCCAGGCGGUACAUGUACCACGAGCUCGUCGCCGCAACGAGCAACUUCGCGGAGGAGGAGAAACUCGGGCGAGGCGGCUUCGGGAGCGUUUACCGAGGUCAUCUCACACUCACGCACGCAGCCGCGGUCGGUGGUGACCAGGACCGUCGUGCUGUGGCGGUGAAGGUGCUGUCGGCAGAGUCGUCGUCCCAGGGGAGGAAGGAGUUCGAGGCAGAGGUGAGGAUCAUAAGCAGACUGAAGCAUCGCAACCUUGUACAACUGCUGGGUUGGUGCGACAGCCGCAAGGGGCUCCUGCUUGUCUACGAGCUUGUUGCGGAGGGCAGCCUAGACAGGCACCUCUACAACAACGAUGACAGCUAUCUGACAUGGCCACAGAGGUACAACAUCAUCCUUGGCUUGGGAUCUGCGUUACGCUACCUCCACGGAGAGUGGGAGCAGUGCAUCCUCCAUGGUGACAUCAAGCCGAGCAACAUCAUGCUCGACUCGUCGCUCAGCACCAAGCUCGGGGACUUCGGGUUGGCCCGCCUCAUCGACCAUGGCGCUCGGUCAGUGCAUACCACUAAGGCUGUGCUCGGCACUGUCGGGUACAUCGACCCGGAGUUUGUCAACACGCGCCGACCGUGCACCGAGUCCGACGUGUACAGCUUCGGUGUCGUCCUCCUGGAGAUCGUCUCCGGCCGCCGGCCGGUGAUCGAGACUGUUGAGACUUCCUUCACGCUGCUCAGCUGGGUGUGGAACCUUUACGGAAGGGACGUGAUCCUUGAUGCGGCGGAUGAGCGGCUGAGGGGCGAUGAGGCGGACGAGCGGUGGAUGGAGCGAGUACUUGUCGUUGGGCUCUGGUGCGCGCACCCGGACCGGAGCGAGCGGCCAUCCAUGGCGCAGGCCAUGCACGUCCUGCAGUCCGACGAGGCGAGGUUGCCGACGCUCCCACGGCACAUGUACAGGGCUGCACAGGAUCUUGCGUCGUACGGGUCUUUCUCCGUUGACAGCUCAGGCUCCGGUUGUGUUCGCUCUUCUUCGGUCAGCACCGGCAACACCACUGUUUCUUCCGAGUCGUCCUCGACCGCGCUGCUACGACAUUCCAAGGAUCAAGUUAAUUGA
This is a messenger RNA of Triticum turgidum subsp. durum (durum wheat), 1551 nucleotides long. NCBI's taxonomy places the organism in Eukaryota, Viridiplantae, Streptophyta, Magnoliopsida, Poales, Poaceae. The record is from the annotation of a GenBank genome assembly.